GUCCCGGAGCCGUGGCUGCCUUCAUGGUCUGCAUUGCGACGCGUACUUCAGCAGAUAGAAUUCGUGCUAAUAAUUCUCCAGCGGGGAUAACGGGGUUGGGUUUGACAUGGGAGUUGAUGCGCGAAAGACAUCAAGGCUCAUGCAAUACUGCUUUAGACUUCUCUUACCUUGUGCUGCUUCCAAACAUUUCGACUGCUCAAAAUUUCGAAGAUCUUCUUACAAAUCUGUUCUGCGACUGGUAUUGGCUACCUCGAGAUAUGGAUAGAUGUCUUAGAUCUAGUCUUAGUGCUCUCCUCCUCUCUAGCAGAUUAUUGGUGGCUUUCGAAAUUCGUUCCAAGUUCCUUGUUCGAAGCAUUGAGGCACUUUCUCCUCAGAUUCUCAGUUCUCUAGAAGCAGGUCGUAGUCCUUCGUUGGAUCGAUCUCCGCAUGUGUCGUACCGUUGGUUGACUCCCAUGUCCACCCAUGUUUCCCAAUUCCCCUUUGAUGGAUUGAACCCAGUAUCACAAGCGACAGAGAAAAUGGCGGACGACGAAAUCAAUAUAUCAAAUCAUGAUAAUCAAGAUAUGGAUAACGAAGAUUUUGCCGAUGAUGACAUCGAAGAUGUGGACUUGAAACAAGGAGAGGAUGAGCAGGAUGAUCAACUGAUAUUACUGACGCAGAGGAAGGCUGCAUUAAAGGACCGCAUCACGCCAUCUAGACCAAAUACAAAUGUGUAAGG
Messenger RNA from Strongylus vulgaris, 718 nucleotides. NCBI's taxonomy places the organism in Eukaryota, Metazoa, Nematoda, Chromadorea, Rhabditida, Strongylidae. The record is from the annotation of a GenBank genome assembly.